Camelina sativa (false flax) is the source of this 1512-nucleotide messenger RNA. RefSeq names its product uridine nucleosidase 1. Gene Ontology annotation, biological process: purine nucleoside catabolic process. Lineage: Eukaryota; Viridiplantae; Streptophyta; Magnoliopsida; Brassicales; Brassicaceae. Gene Ontology annotation, molecular function: purine nucleosidase activity. The record is from RefSeq and is a predicted model, not a curated record. Gene Ontology annotation, cellular component: cytosol.
UGGCUGGACGGGACGACUCAGCAAAUUCGUCUUCUUCUUUCCCAUAAAAAUCUUGUUUUUAUCUCAUAACUAAUCCACUUCCAUUCUUCUUUCUCUUAUAUUAAAAAAAAAAAAAAAAAUUAAAUUUGUGGUAUAUACUUCUUUCUAAAACUUGUGUUUAACAGAUUCUGGAAAGUAAAAGGUGAGACCCUUCUGAAUCUGAUACGUAUCCUAUAAAUCCGGAAAGAGUUUUCAAGAGGUUUUAUAAUUCCGGUGUGAGAAACCUUUUUGAUUUUAUUAUAUCUCCGUCGUCGUCGAGAGAUGGCUUGUGGUAUGGAGAAUUGUAAUGGUAAGAUCUCAAACGGUGACGUUUUCGGUAUCUCUUCCAAGCGUGAGAAGCUCAUUAUUGAUACAGACCCUGGAAUCGAUGAUAGUAUGGCGAUAAUGAUGGCGUUUCAAACACCGGAGCUGGAGAUAUUAGGAUUGACUACUGUGUUUGGGAAUGUUACUACACAAGAUGCUACUCGUAAUGCCUUACUCCUGUGUGAGAUUGCUGGCUUCCCUGAUGUUCCUGUCGCAGAAGGUACUUCUGAGCCUUUAAAGGGUGGAAUUCCUCGUGUUGCUGAUUUUGUGCACGGUAAAAAUGGACUAGGAGAUGUCUCACUUCCUCCUCCAAGUAUAACGAAAUCUGAGAAAAGUGCAGCUGAGUUUCUAGAUGAGAAGGUCUCAGAAUUCCCGGGGGAAGUCACCAUUCUAGCCCUCGGACCUCUAACCAACCUGGCAUUAGCCAUCAAACGCGAUAGUUCAUUUGCUAGUAAGGUGAAGAAAAUUGUUGUUCUUGGUGGAGCCUUCUUUUCUUUGGGAAAUGUCAAUCCUGCAGCUGAGGCUAAUAUAUAUGGUGACCCGGAAGCAGCUGAUGUUGUGUUUACAUCUGGAGCAGAUAUUACUGUUGUUGGUAUAAACAUCACAACCCAACUUAAACUAUCAGAUGAUGACCUCUUACAGCUGCGUAACUCCAAGGGGAAACAUGCUAAAUUGUUAAGCGAUAUGUGCAAUUUCUACAGAGAUUGGCACGUCAAAUCUGAUGGUGUUUACGGUGUGUUCCUCCACGACCCAGUCAGCUUUGUGGCUGUUGUACGGCCUGAUCUAUUCACAUACAAGAAAGGUGUCGUACGGGUGGAAACUCAAGGAAUAUGCGUUGGCCACACGCUCAUGGAUCAAGGCCUCAAGAGAUGGAACGGAAGCAAUCCGUGGGUAGGAUAUUCACCGAUAUCAGUGGCUUGGACAGUCGACGUAGAAGGAGUUCUGGAAUAUGUCAAAGCAAAGCUGAUGAAGCCAUAAAAAGAUGAGUUCCAAGUCACAGUCUCGUUUAGAAUGUGUGAAUAUUCAUUUGAUAAUGGCAUCAUCACAUUCAUAUUCUUCUGGUUCUAACUUGGAUCUCAAUUUCAUCCUCUGUAUUUGAUCUGUAUAAAUGGUACCACGUAUAUUGGAUUUUUUUUAAAGAAACUAAUGAAUGAAAACUAUCUUUGUUUC